ACCGUCGAUACGCCAAAUGUAUCUCAGCAGCUCUUUAGCUCUGUCAUAAGUGGGCCACGUCGGGGUUAUUACUGCAGUUGGUUCGAAAUAAUUUAUCCAGAAGCUAUUCUAGUUAAGCAGUGAGAUGGGGGCCUGUUCAUGUCCCAACAGUUCUGAUACUUCCGACAAGUUGGCCACCAUCACCCUGUUCCAAAUUAGUCAUUCACUUCGUAUGUCCUGGCGCUUCAGUGAACCUUAUGUGAGUAUGCAGGGUACAACUUAUUUUAAUAUUGAUGGCUUCAUUUCGCGUGGCAAUAACUAGGCCAGCGUGUCUCCAUCGUAUGACAGAAGGAACAUGGCUAAAUCCGGACAUCAACAACCGUCUGCCACACUUGCAAUUUAUCUCCCCUACUCAUACCCUAAACUAUGGCUAAUCCCAUCUAGCACUCUCUCAUCACGGUUGUAUAGAUUGAAUCACAGCAACAACUUACAUGGAGCUGGAACGAAGUCUCAUCUUCCAGACCCUUGGUGCGCACGGCUUCACCACGUUGUUCCUCUUCAAUUGGCAACUGACUGCAGGUCAUCUGCAUGCGGUGCAUUUACUAAUACUUUAGCCAAGCAGCGCAUGGAUUUGGCUUAUGACUUUGUUCUAGCCGCUCCUGUUGCAUUAAAGCGCUUGUUAACCGCCUCAAGACCACCCACUUUCGGGUUAUACCCCCGUAGCGGGUUACCCCCUACAAGAAGAGUGUCUCCUGACUACUUACUGAUGCGUUUAUGCAGGUUUGGAUACAGUAUGUAUGAGACGGGAGAAUAUGGGAGAGGUUUGGAUUGAUAUCCUAUUCGUCUUAGAAGUCUUUUCUUUCUUUCGCGAAAAUUAAAUGAGACCGUUGGUCUUUCAAAGCCAGAUUGAAGCGAAA
Molecule: messenger RNA, 896 nt
Organism: Aspergillus eucalypticola CBS 122712
Lineage: Eukaryota; Fungi; Ascomycota; Eurotiomycetes; Eurotiales; Aspergillaceae
Exons: 1
Coding region: 335-811 (158 amino acids)
Source: RefSeq, a predicted model, not a curated record